CCUGCCUGAGGCGUGUGCGUCACAUUUGACAAACGCCAGCUGUCAUCCGGGGAAAGUGGGCAGUGGUGUUUGCGAAAAUCGCGAAAAUCGGCGGAAAUGGUGGACAAACUGGUGAACAGCGAGGCCAACACCAGGCGGAUAGCCACGGUGGAGAGCUGCUUCGGGAACUCGGGCCAGCCGCUGGAGGUGCCCGGACGCGUGCUCGUCGGGGAGGGCGUGCUGGUGAAAAUGUGCCGCAAGAAACCCAAGACUAGGCAGUUCUUCCUGUUCAACGACAUACUAGUGUACGGGAAUAUCAUCAUCAACAAGAAGAAGUAUAACAAGCAACAUAUCAUUCCGCUGGAGGAAGUCAAACUCGAGAAUUUAGAAGACGACAAUCAAUUUCGGAACGGCUGGCUCAUCCGCACCGCCUCCAAGUCCUUCGCGGUUUACGCCGCCACCGCCACCGAGAAGCAGGAGUGGAUGGCGCACAUAAACAAAUGCAUCGAAGAUCUGUUAAGGAAGAGCGGGAAGAAAGCCGUCGAGGUACACGCAGCCGUUUGGGUCCCCGAUGGUGAAGCUUCAGUCUGCAUGCAUUGUAAAAAGUCACAGUUCACUUUGAUCAACAGGAGGCACCACUGUCGGAAAUGCGGAGCGGUGGUCUGCGGGCCAUGCUCAAAUAAGCGAUUUUUAUUGCCAAACCAGAGCUCCAAGCCGUUGAGAGUAUGUUUACAUUGUUACGACGUUCUCACGUCGGCCAAAAACCACACCACCACUACGGAUAAUUUGCAGAAGGAUCGAAAUAAUGCUGACUCGUCUGGGGAGGAAGACUCGGAUGACGAUGACGAAACAAACAGACAACCAGAAUCCCACGAUUUGCCUAAAUUCUACGGCGACAGCGAAAAAACUGAAGAAGUCCAUUGAGAAAAAAAGCAACCACUUCCAGCGCGCCCACGAAAGUAACAAUAGAGUAAAGUAAGUAAUUAUAUUUUUAAUAUGAAAUGAUUGUACUAUGUAUCUGUAGAGCGUAUUAUGUAGAUAUUGAGAACUGGUUGAUUUUUCUGUUAUUUUUGUAAACAAUUACAAAUUCGAUGAAUUUAAGCUUGCUCAAAUUUAUACUUCGCGUAAUCUACACUUCUUGAUAUUUACAUGAUAUCAGUCUGUUAUUUUAUCAUAAGUAUUUAAGUUGUAACUAAUAUUUUACUGGUGGAUUAGGUCCUGUCCAAAAUCAAAGCAUGUACAUUUUAGCAACUGUGAUAUAAGUUGGCCUAUGUAAUGAAUGUUUCUAAGGGAAAGGGGGGAAAUGUAUUUUUCUGUGUCAACUUGUACACAAUUGGAAGACAAAUCCGUCCAGUUGUGUACCAAAUAUGUUAAUCAUCACAGUACACAGUAACACGAUUGUUGAAAUAAUUAUACGCAAUUAAAACAUUUAUAUUA
Molecule: messenger RNA, 1416 nt
Organism: Zophobas morio
Lineage: Eukaryota; Metazoa; Arthropoda; Insecta; Coleoptera; Tenebrionidae
Product: pleckstrin homology domain-containing family F member 2
Exons: 5
Coding region: 97-903 (268 amino acids)
Biological process (GO): endosome organization; endosome to lysosome transport
Cellular component (GO): early endosome
Molecular function (GO): metal ion binding; phosphatidylinositol binding
Source: RefSeq, a predicted model, not a curated record